AUGGCCCGAGUGCUCGUCAUACUCUCUACCGUGGCCACACUGGCAGUCGCACUUGUGGGAGCGUUCGUUGAAGAAUGUGUUCACUCAGGCGGUCUUUUCAUCCUCUGCGUGGACUAUUUUGCAGCGGCGAUGUGGUAUUGGUGGCUCGAGACCGAAGGUCAGGCAAACUUCAGACGAGUCUCAUAUUGUUUAGCAGUUCUGACUCUGAUAUUACUGGUCAUUGCGAUUAUCGGUAUUCUGCGGGUAUCGUGGAUCAUCGCACUUGAGGUAAAUUCGCUGGUCCCUGCAGAUGGCUGUAAAGCUGACAAGAGAUAG
Molecule: messenger RNA, 315 nt
Organism: Penicillium odoratum
Lineage: Eukaryota; Fungi; Ascomycota; Eurotiomycetes; Eurotiales; Aspergillaceae
Exons: 1
Coding region: 1-315 (104 amino acids)
Source: RefSeq, a predicted model, not a curated record